Neolamprologus brichardi is the source of this 4007-nucleotide messenger RNA. It is a transcript of the gene homer1b, whose product is annotated as homer scaffold protein 1b. The record is from RefSeq and is a predicted model, not a curated record. Gene Ontology annotation, molecular function: G protein-coupled glutamate receptor binding. Lineage: Eukaryota; Metazoa; Chordata; Actinopteri; Cichliformes; Cichlidae. Gene Ontology annotation, biological process: G protein-coupled glutamate receptor signaling pathway.
GGGCGGGAGAGUGGGGGUGUAGCCCGUGAGGCUGUGGUAAUAUCAGAGAGAGAGAGGUGGGGGGAGAGAGACGCGGGUGGACAGUGUGAUGCUGCGCGUUAUCUACUGGCUAAAUGAGGGUUGUCUUUCCCAGUUUAGGCAGCAGGGCUUCUCCACCCUUUCCAGUAAGGAUCAGUAAUUUACACGACAACAGCAGGGCGCCUGUCGGAUCUCCACUGGACCCUGCGCUGCUGGAUCUCCCACAGUGCUUCUGCUGCUACUGCUGCUUCAUCACCAAGCGCUUAACGCCGAAGGAGGACAAGGUCUGGUUUCUGUGCCAUGUGCAGAACAACAUGUAUGUGUGAAUUCACGCGGUGACAGCGGAGGGGGGAAUGGAGCAGUUGUCAUCAAAUUCCUGCAGACGCACCGACGGUGAUACUGUGGAGGCUGUCGUGUAGUGAAAAGACCUUCAUACGCAGCGGCCAAUCCUAGAGAUUUCGGGAGGUUUUGACAGCCAAAUAAAAGGGGUGAAAAGAGGCUCAGCGGUCAGGCUUCAUGUCAGCCACAACAAUGGGGGAGCAGCCCAUCUACAGCACGCGGGCUCACGUCUUCCAGAUCGAUCCCAACACCAAGAAGAACUGGCUGCCCACCAGCAAGCAUGCUGUCACGGUUUCCUACUUCUAUGACAGCACACGCAACGUCUACCGCAUCAUCAGCCUGGACGGCACCAAGGCAAUAAUCAACAGCACCAUCAGCCCCAACAUGAAUUUCACAAAGACCUCACAGAAAUUUGGGCAGUGGGCGGACAGCCGAGCUAACACUGUCUAUGGACUGGGAUUCUCCACUGAGCAUCAUCUAUCCAAGUUUGCAGAGAAGUUUGCAGAAUAUAAAGAAGCAGCAAGACUCGCUAAGGAGAAGAGUCAAGAAAAGAUGGACAUGGCCACAUCUCCUUCUCAGGAGUCUCCGGCAGGUGAGCUCUCAUCACCUUUGACCCCGGUGACUCCGCCCAUGGAAAACAUCAACGGCACAGAUGAAAUCUGUGACACGACUCCCAACUCAGACGCCCGUCCCGAGCCGGCGCAGAACGCUCUGGCCUUUGCACACAGCCCGGCCAUGACAAAACACUGGGAAGCUGAGCUGGAGGCACUAAAGGGGAACAAUGCCAAGCUAACGGCAGCUCUGCUGGAGUCCACUGCCAACGUCAAACAGUGGAAACAGCAACUGGCCGCCUACCAGGAAGAGGCAGAGAGACUACACAAACGGGUGACUGAACUUGAAUGCCAGAGCAACCAAACCCCAGUGAUUAAAUCCCAGAAGACUGAGCUCAACCAAACCAUAGAAGAACUAGAGACUGCACUAAGGGAUAAAGAAGAGGAAAUGGAAAAGUUGAAAGAAGAACUGGAAAACAUGAAUGACCUGAUGGAGCAGAAAGACACACUCACCCAGAAACUCGAGGAGACGGAGCUGCGCGGCCGUGUGCUCGAGGAGCAGCUGUCGGGUGCCGAGCAGAGGCUGGAAGAGAACCAGGAGGAGCAGGAGAACUUUAGGAAGAGCCUGCGGACGCUGCUGGAGCUGCUGGACGGCAAGAUCUUUGAGCUGACGGAGCUCAGAGACACCUUGGCUCGGCUCAUAGAGGAGGCCAGCUAGAAGACAAAGUUACCUAAACUUCACAGACAGAGCCAUAUGACAACUUACUCUGACACCUACCCACUAUGCUCCCUUUUCCCCUCUACAACCCACACAGAUUAAAAUGAGACACUGCCCACAUUCAUAUUUCAGUCAAAAAGGGCAGCUGUUCCCCUGUUUUUUUUACCUUGCAGGCAUCCAGUUCCUACCAACCGCAGGCGCUCCUGCGGCUCGCGACGAUGCAGGGUCUACCUCAGCUUGCCUUCUGAUGGGCUGGUGUAGGCAUAACCUCGGCUGAACUGGUAGUUCCUGCCCCCCCCCAACCUACCCCCUCACACACACACACCCACCCACCCACACACACACACACCCUUUCGCAAAGAGUUAACUUGAGAACUGUGCCUCAGUGCCAUCUACUGUUUGACUGGGAGAGCUGCACCACAGCUUGCAGCAUCACACCACACCGUCACCCCCCUCCCCCUGCUUCCACUCUAAACUGCACCCCCACCCCCACCCCCCCCCCCCGGAGGGGAGCGUUGAAAGUCAUGUGGAAAUAAUUGCUGUUAAGACUCAGAGAACUGCGCCAAAGCUGCCAAAUCCCCCCGAAUAUAUUGUCCUCUAACUAGCAGAUGCUUUGAUCCAAAGUGACUUACUGUACAGACGAGAACUGAACGGAGAAGCCCCAUGUUUGAGCUCGGGCUGCCAGAAGAGAAUUAAAGGAUAACUCUCAAUACAACAAAUCAGUCAGUGUUACCUAUUUGUCUGGAGUAACAUCACAGCUGCCCCCUCCCCACACCCCAAAUCCCAACCUGGGAAAAAUAUAGUUCGGUUUACUUCCGUGUCCGCAGCCAGUUUAAAUUCCUAUAUGAUAGACGACUACUAAAUCUUCCAGAGGCGUUGUUCAUGCCACACAGAAAGUUUCGGGUGUGUGUGCCCACGUUAUAUUCAACAUGAAGGAUUGCUGCAUCCGGACUGCUUCCACCAUCACAGACCUGUCUUCCUGCCAAACUCAGUGUGGUGUGUGUUUCUGAACAAGGCCUGACAUAAUGUGUGCCUUCAAGCACACAUGAGUGGAGAAGUGUUUGUAUAUAAUAUGUGUGUGUGUUUGUGUGUGUGUGUGUGCGUGUGUGCAGCGAAACAUUGUGGACAAUAAGGCCGCCGACACUUAACACACACACACACACUCUCACACUGAGCAAUACCAGACAGGCUCUUUUCAACACCUUCUAUCCGACUCUAUCAGGUACUUUACUCAGUGGACUCAUGCAGAUAUAGGUCAAAUGCAACUAAGCUGGUCUCCCCCUGUCCAACAGAAAGUGUACUACUUUUGACCGUAAAACUGUGUGGCAGCCCUGUCUGGUCGAAGUAGUGCAUCGUGAAGGGCUUCUAGAGUGUCAUCUUGGUGUUCGUAAAAUCUCCACCCUCAGUGAAACUGGCCGCAGGUUUUCACUCCUCACUGGUGAAUACAGAACUGCACUCAGUUUCUAUUCUUUUUUUACACAGAAUAUAACACUGAUGAUAUAAUUAUAGAAAUGUACAAGACAACUUUCUACUCAUGACUGCGUUUAAAUUAAUGGCUGGAAGACUCAAAAUGCAGUAACGCCUUGGGGUGGCUUAUUGUUGUGUAUUAACCUAUGAGUGUUCAGCCUGUAGGUUGAAAACAGCAACAACAAAAACUCUUCUGUGCAUUUUAAAUGUGUUAAAAACACAGUUUUACACAUUCUGUACCCAAAUAUAGACUUACUGUAUACAGCAGCAUUUAUGCAGGUAAAAUCUAAAGCUGUACCUUAAACUGGCUUCCUUAAAAUUGACUCCAUUUCUAAAGUGCACCUUGUUUGUGCUUUAUUUCACUGUUAUAACUCCCUCUAUGUAGUAGAUUUGUAUUAAGUAAUACCACAGCAGCUUUCUGCAGGUUAAUACACUGGAAUAAGUCUCAUGUAAAGGGAAAUGUUCCUUUUUUUUUCUGGUUUAACGUUGACGGUUGAGUGACAGAGAUGGAAUACCUUAAUAUUAAUGCUAUUGUUAAUGAAUGCCUUUGUACAGUAGUGGAUAAGAAGCUUUUCAUUCUCCUGUUUUGUAACUUAUGGUAUUUAAAUGUAGGUAUUAUUAUUGUAUUUAGAGGUAUGAGAAGACUGGCAAUAUUUUUGACUAUUUAAAGUAAUUUUGAACUCAUGAUAUUAAAGAGGUACCUCAGGCCAACGAUGUUCAUAGACUGGUGAGACUUGUGAGUUCGCAGCUGAAGGGAUUUAUCACAUGCCGGUGACAAACGAUCAGGAGACAUACUUGUUGGUGCUUCAGCCAAACUACACCCCCUGUUGAAUUCAAAGUCAAAGAAACACACCUCUGUGAACUAAGAAAUGCUAUGUUUUUUAUUCAAAUACAGUGACCGCGGCAUUCAGUGU